AUAUUGAAUAAGAGUACAGAGCAGUGUACGCUACCUCUGGCGCCACUAUCUCAGGUAAUUGAGUGGCUAGCAAUGGAUAAGAAGACGCACUGCGGUGAACGCCAGAGACUCACUUUCCCUGUAGCAAUCAACACGUCUGCCCGUCCGCCCUCUCUACUGCCACGUAAACUUUGGCGGACGCUGAGACUGCUGCCGCUGGCCGCAAGCAUGCUGUUCCUCACCGCCGUGCUGGCCGCCCUCGCGGUGACCGCCCUGGGCCACACGGACACCGACCACCUCGCCGGUCACACCGUCCUGCAGAUCACCCCCAGCACCCAGGAGCAGAAGAGCGCCCUGCACGAGUACCUGGACAAGCAUCCCAUGCUCGACCUGUGGCGUGAGGGACUCCCCGUAGAGGUCAGCGUGUCGCCCGAGCAGCGCCAAGAGCUCGUCCGCUUUCUCGACGGCCGAGGCAUCGAGCACGGGGAAGUUAUCAGUGAUUUACACAGUUUAAUUAAAAAUCAGACGCUACAAGCUUCCCUCACUCUGACGGCUGACGACGAGCCCCUCAACUGGAAAAAGUACUACCCUCUAGAGAAGAUCUACAAGUGGAUGGAUGACCUGCAGAAGAACAACCCUGAUACCGUGAGGGUCCACACUAUCGGCAAAUCUUACGAGGGUUUAGACAUGAAGGGAGUCGUCAUCACGUUCGCUCCCGACCAGCCGGUGGUCAUGCUCGAGUCAGGCAUCCACGCCCGCGAGUGGAUCGCCCCCGCCGCCGCCACCUACUUCAUCGACCGGAUCCUCAACAGUGAUGAAAACGAUAUAGUCAGGAAGUUCGAGUGGCACAUGUUCCCCUGCGUCAACCCAGACGGCUACGUCUACACCUGGACCAAGAACCGCAGCUGGCGAAAAACUCGUAGUACAAAUUGGCUCAUCUUUAAGGGUGUGGACGCCAAUCGGAACUGGCCUUUCCACUGGCAGGACGUCGGUACCAACAACAUCGUCUACUCCGAACACUACGCGGGGCCCCACGCCGAGUCCGAGGCGGAGACGAGCAAUCUCAGAAAGUACGUGGACAUUCUGGCGCCACGGAUGCGCCUCUACCUCGCGCUGCACGCCUACGGCCAGAUGCUGAUGUUCCCCUGGUCUUACACCAAGAACCCCACAACGAGACACGCCCAUCUGAACGAGAUAGCCGCGAAGGCGGCCGAAGCCGUUAAAGCAAAGAACGGGGUGACUUACAAAUACGGAGGUAUCGCCGAGACCAUUUACAUAGCCACGGGCAGCUCUAUUGACUACGUGUACAGCAAAUGCGUGCCAUACACCUACGUGUUCGAGAUGCGACCAGAGUUCUCCUCAAAGGACACUGGCGAGGACGCCGGUAACCACGGCCAGCAGGGCUUCAUCCUCCCCGACGACCAGAUCGAGGACACGGCCGCCGAGGUCUGGGCCGGCACGCUCGUCCUCCUGCAGGAGGUGGACAAGUACCCGAGCGGCAACAACCCCAAACUAUGCCCCGACCUUUAGCCACUGCUCAAGAAUACUGCAUUGGAAAUCUAACAGUGUGUACGCAGAAGGUGUCUUGAUCUAGAAUCAUAAAUCAUUUCACUAUA
Frankliniella occidentalis (western flower thrips) is the source of this 1595-nucleotide messenger RNA. RefSeq names its product zinc carboxypeptidase-like. Gene Ontology annotation, molecular function: zinc ion binding; metallocarboxypeptidase activity. The transcript is spliced from 10 exons. The coding region runs from base 73 to 1509 and encodes 478 amino acids. NCBI's taxonomy places the organism in Eukaryota, Metazoa, Arthropoda, Insecta, Thysanoptera, Thripidae. Gene Ontology annotation, biological process: proteolysis. The record is from RefSeq and is a predicted model, not a curated record.